AAGAGUUGCGAUUAGAUGCGUCGUCUGCACGUCAACAAAUAAGUGCAAAUGUUUGUCGAUGUAGACCUAAAUUUUGUUGUUGCUGGAUCAAGUGAACAGUGACCUGGGAAGACACAGGUUAAUGAUGGACAGCAUCUUCCUUUCUUCAAACAUCUCACAAUCAGAUGGCUUGUCAACUCAGAAAAGGAAAUGGUCUGGAAUACCAGAACCUCCGACCGAUAUUGAUGCUGGAAUCUUGUCCAGCUCGUUCUUCUCAGAAUUACCACUGUCAGAAGUGUUCCACCUUUCCCAGUCCCAGAAGAAAUCAAGAUCACCUCUUAUUUUCCAAUCUCAGGAAAAAGAGAAUGUUUUUCUACAGAUAAUGCCUCAAUCUCAAAGAAGCUUCAAAAAUCAACUUCCAAGAUGUAACACAUUCAAAACCCCCCAGAAGCAAGUUUUUAAUCCAGUCUACCAACGAGAAGCUGAUGUUGAUAACCUAAGUUUCUUGGACUAUGGGACCCCAUCUCUCAGCAUUACACCAACUUAUAAGGGGCUCUCAGCUGCAGACAAGGCACCUCACUCAUCAGUGACGCACAGGAAACUGGAAUGGAAUGAUUGGAAUUUACAAAAAUAUGCAGACCCCUCAGAUAUCCCAGAAAUUGAUCCAGAAGAUGAUCAAACGCCUAGUCAGUUGACUCCUCCAAAAAGAAGAUGUUUCCAGUUUUCACAAGCAAUAAAUUCCAGUUUUCAACCAGAUAAGACAGUGGUUCCAUCUUUCAGUUGUCCAUCAGUAAAUGGAGACAGAAAAUUGGUCCAUGACUUUUCACGGACAUUUCCACAAAAAGAUAAAGGGUCCAGUUUUUCCACACCAUGCAUCCCAUCAAGGAGAAGGUCCGACCCUUCAGACAGUGGGUUCUGUGAGCCUAGAAGUCAAGUUGAUUCUCUGAAUACUCCUGCCUCUAUUAUUGUUCCAAAUACAGAUAAUGGACAAACACGACUGCGCUCCGUUGAAGAAAUUCCUGCCAGUUUUAGGGAGGUGUUUGAUUUUCCUUACUUCAACAUGGUGCAGUCAAUGGUGCUUGAUGAUGUGCUAUACACAGACAAGCCGCUGGUGGUGUCAGCCCCUACUGGAGCUGGGAAGACUGUCAUAUUUGAACUUGCCAUCAUCAGACUGCUCAAUAAGUUUGUGGAAAUCAAGAAAAAUUGGAAAAUUGUUUAUGUGGCUCCUGUCAAGGCACUGUGCAGUGAGAGGUACCUGGACUGGAAGAGGAAGUUUCAGCCGCAUGGCCUGAGCUGUAUGGAGCUGACAGGAGACACAGAGAUGGAUGAACUGCCAGGCCUACACACUGCCAACCUCAUUGUCACCACACCAGAAAAGUGGGACAGCAUGUCGAGGAAGUGGAAAGAUAACAGGUCAUUGUUCCAGAUGAUAUCCCUGUUUCUUAUCGAUGAGAUCCACAUCUUGAAUGACAGCACAAGGGGGUCAACGGUAGAGGCCGUAGUCAGUCGGAUGAAGACCCUGAGACUCACCGACAGAGCCACUGACGGGCCUCUCAUGAGAUUUGUUGGAGUUUCCGCUACCAUCCCCAACAUUGAAGAUAUUGCUACAUGGCUUGGGAAUCCUCAAAAUCCAGCAUCAAGUUUCAAAUUAGGUGAAAAGUACCGACCAGUCAGGCUACAGAAGAUUGUGGUUGGCUACCCCUUCAAGCCAGGCUCUUCUGACUUCAGAUUUGAUAUGAAUCUCGCCUACCGACUGAAGAGCGUCAUAGAAACCUACUCCAACAACAAGCCUUCCCUUGUGUUCUGCUCCUCCAGGAAGAGUGUGGAACAGAGUGCUGAUAUCCUGAGGAAGGAGCUCUGUGGGAGGUCCCUGGUGAAGCCACAGUACCGGGAAGCUGUCUACAAGACAUGCCUGCUCAUCAGAGAAACUAAAAUUGCAGAUAUGGUGCGUAUCGGCAUCGGGGUGCAUCAUGCCGGCCUGAGUGCUGCAGACAGGAAACAUGUGGAGGAGCUGUUCAGGAAUGCCAUGCUGCCUGUUCUCGUAUCAACAAGCACAUUGGCGAUGGGUGUAAAUCUUCCUGCCCACCUGGUGGUGAUCAAGUCCACAGUAUUCUACAGCAUGGGGUCCCCAACAGAGUACUCUGACUCACAGGUGCUGCAGAUGAUAGGCAGGGCAGGGAGACCACAGUUUGACACCUCCGCUACAGCUGUCAUCAUGACAAAGUCAGAUACUAAGUCAAAGUAUGAAAACCUGAUGAACGGCACACAAAGGAUUGAAAGCAGCCUUCACAAGCAUCUGAUCGAGCACCUGAAUGCGGAAGUAGUCCUACACACUAUCACUGACAUGGCACUGGCUGUGGAGUGGACAAGACACACCUUCCUCUAUGUCCGCAUCAUGCAGAACCCAACCCACUACGGAUAUCCUUCAGGUUUGGACAGGAAGCAAGUUGAAAAACGGCUUGAAGAUCUUUGUUUCCAAAACCUGAAUAAACUGGCUGACUUGAAACUUGUCACCAUGGACGAGGAAACGUUUGCCAUACUACCAACAGAGACAGGCAAGCUGAUGGCAAGAUACUGUAUUGCCUUUGACACAAUGAAGAUGUUUGACUCUGUCAGUGGAGAGGAAACAAUCAAAGAUAUGCUAGAACUAAUGGUAAGCUGCUCUGAGUUCGAUGAGUUUGUGCAACUGCGGAACAAUGAGAAGGCCACUCUGAAUGCACUGAACAAGAACAAGAACAAGCCCACCAUCAGAUAUCCUAUGACUGGAAGAAUCAAAACAAAACAGAUGAAAACAAACUGCCUGAUGCAGGCCCAGUUUGGCUGUCUUCCUAUACAGGACUUCUCCUUGUCACAAGAUGUCCUCAAGAUAUUCAGAGUGGGUCAACGUGUGGCAAAAUGCCUGAUGGAGUUUCUGUGGCAGAGGAAGGAGUACAGAGCUUUGCUGACAGCCAUUGAGCUGCUGAAGAGUACCAAGACAAGGCUGUGGGUUGACACCAAGUAUGUUGCCAAGCAACUGGAUGGCAUUGGUCCCACCAUGUCCCUGUCACUGGUGAAUGCUGGGCUGACAACCUUCCACAAGCUGGAGCAAACAAACCCCAGGGAAAUAGAACUGAUUGUAAACAGACACCCUCCAUUUGGCAACCAAAUCCGAGAUGCUCUUGCUGUCCUACCCAAAUAUGAGAUGUCAAUUGAACAGAUAAACAACUACAAGACCAACACAUGUGUGCUUGUAGUCAGCAUUAAAUUGGCCAAUAGGGAGACAAUCCAGACCAAGAAGGGCUCCACAGAUCACCAAUCUGUGAUACUCAUCGGCAAUCAGGACAACCACAUUGUGUUCAAGUGGAGAAUUGUUGACAGCCAGAUCCUGAGGGAUGGUGUCUGGAAGCGGAGGAUCGACGUGACCCAGAGCAGUGCUGGCCCGGAACUCUAUGUGCAUCUCAUAAGUGUGCAGUACGUUGGGCUGGAUAUCCAUACGACAUAUGUACCAGUGUACCGGUGGUGUGGUGACCAUGUACAGAUGACUAGUGACAGUGCGACCAUCAAACAUCCUCCACCAGACCCAGGAUACCAGACCCAGGUGAAGCCAUCUCUCCUGUCAGGGUGGUGUAAUCACAAGUGCCACAAUAAGGCACAGUGUGGCCACAAGUGCUGUAAGGAGGAUGUCCGAACCCGCACCGACCAGGCACCUGGAAGAAACCACUCCGUCACAACACCAGCCCGGUGUCGUAAUCAGAAAGGUGUCGAUGCUCAGAUCAGGAUGCUGAAGAGUAAAGCAAGCUCACUUGAUCUUCUAUCAGGAACAUCCAAGAGGAAAAAAAUGUGUGAUGUGAAACCUGGUCUCGGUCUGCAGCAGUAUGCCUACCAGAAACCUCCUUCAAUGAGAAUACAUGAUCAGUAUGCCAACCCACAGCAAGUACCUGCUCACUCCAUGCAGGAGACACUGCACAGACACCAGCCAUUCAACCCAAGAACCCCUCUUGCCAGACUUGGAAACAUCCCCAUUCUCAAGUAUGGUGUAGGUGGGCGGAGGAUAGAUCCAGGGUUCAUAAGCAACAUGGACAAGACUCCCUCGUAUCAAGAUCUGUAUGCAGAAGAGUGUGAGGAUGAAUCUGAUUUUAACACGUCUGAAUAUGGUUUGACUGGGUUGGAUAAUGAAGAUGGCAGUAUAUCCUUGCAGUACUUGUAUCCAAACAGAGGUCUGAUGAAUCCUCAGAAAGGAUGUCCGUCCCCAUCCAAACUGACAGGACAAACAUCGAAAGUGCUGAGAGCAGACAUGCAGAGAGGCACUGCUGGGAAGUCAGGAUCAUCUUGUGACCUUGACCUUGCUGCAGAGUUUGACAACAGCUGGGACAGUGUGAGCAUACAGCAGGUGCCCUCUGCACAGCCAUCCCGGAACCACUCACCUGCACACACCUCUUGUCAUGAUGACUGGGCUGAGCUCCAUAUGUAUCAGAAGGAUAGAGAGGCACAUGAACAAGAGAUGUUUGGAAUCGAUCCUGAUGGCUUUUCACCUGAGUGUUUUACAAGGGAGGAUCUGCAGGAGCUGGACAGACACAGCAACCUUCACUCUAAAGAUAUCAGGCAGCCAGAAUCUUAUAACACAAGAACAAACAUGUACCCAUCAAGGGACAGUUACCUACAGCCUCAAACAUACAGCAGGUCUGUUCAACAGCAGAAUCAGUACAGGAAUGUUGGCAGUGUGUGCGGGGAUGGACACAACCAGCUGUCAAGUCCUGGUGUGGAGGAGGUCAGCAACAACACUGUGGUGUUUACAACAAGUCAGUCCAGCGAUGAUGAACUAUGUUACGUAGGAGAAAUACUCGGGAGACAGGGCUGUGAUACACUGCAACCAACAACCCCCAACCCAAACAAACAGUAUGGAGAAUUGAGGCCAGGUAACACCCCUGUCCCAGACAAUGCACCAUGUGGAGACAUGCUACCGGUAGGAAUGAAAUCCCCUCCCUAUGGCUCCGACACACGGCCUCCCAGAUCUAGAAAACAUAGUUUCGGACAAGUUGUAGCCUGGGUGGCCGACUCCGACUCCUCCCCCUGUAGCCAGAAGUCCAUCCCAAGGUCAAGGACACCACUGCUUAAAAGGAGCACCCUAAUGGUUGAGCUGCAGAAAAGAACACCCACAUAUGGCUCAAGGACCACUGACAGUGAAGAAAAGUCCAUGCAGCUGUCUAGUGACCGGGUGUACCCAGAAACAAACACAUCCAGCUUCUUCCAUGUGUUCAGGCCCAACAUGACGGACGACAUAGGCGACAUGAAUGAAAACAUUUUUGCUGGCAUUUUCUGAAAACUCUCCUUCAA
Haliotis rufescens (red abalone) is the source of this 5292-nucleotide messenger RNA. Its product is annotated as probable ATP-dependent DNA helicase HFM1. NCBI's taxonomy places the organism in Eukaryota, Metazoa, Mollusca, Gastropoda, Lepetellida, Haliotidae. The transcript is spliced from 38 exons. Bases 122 to 5278 code for a protein of 1718 amino acids. Gene Ontology annotation, molecular function: nucleic acid binding; ATP binding. The record is from RefSeq and is a predicted model, not a curated record.